This is a messenger RNA of Nicotiana attenuata, 1629 nucleotides long. RefSeq lists its product as uncharacterized. The transcript has 6 exons. The record is from RefSeq and is a predicted model, not a curated record. Bases 1 to 1629 code for a protein of 542 amino acids. Lineage: Eukaryota; Viridiplantae; Streptophyta; Magnoliopsida; Solanales; Solanaceae.
AUGUGGAAGACAAAUAUAGCAGUCAAUGUAGUUCAAGUUCAUGAGCAAUGCAUUCAUUGUGUAGUGAGUGAUACACUGACUGGGUACCAUAUUAUGCUAACAGUAGUGUAUGCUAGAAACAAGCAACAUGAGAGAACAAGGUUAUGGUAUGAACUGCAAAUGAUGGGAAAUCAGGUUCAAAUCCCAUGGCUCAUAAGUGGGGACUUUAAUAGUGUUCUCAAAACUGAGGAUAGGAUGGGACAACCAGUUACUAUGAAUGAGAUAAAAGAGUUCAAGCAUUGUAUUGACUCCAUACAAUUGACCCCAUUGAACACAAAAGGUUGUUUCUAUACCUGGUGCAAUAAACAGUAUGCAGAUGAUAGAGUGUAUAGUAGAAUAGAUUGGGCCUUUGGCAACUUUGAAUGGAUCAAAAAAUAUGGACAUGUGGAUGUUGUUGGUCUGGAACCUGGGGUAUCAGAUCACUCUCCUAUAGUGAUCCAAAUAUGGAAGACGAAGAAUAUAUAUCCUAAACCUUUCAAGCUGUAUAUGAAAUUGAAGACUGUAACUAAGGGAUUGAACAAGGAGAUGACAAGCUAUGAAAAAAGAUUGAACCACAUCAGGCAACAACUAGAGCAUGUGCAGAAUAAUCUGAAGAUCAGUCCUUUAAAUCAAGAAAUGAUAGAAAAGGAAAAGCAGCAACAAGAGCUAAUUCAGGAAGUCACUCAUGAAGAAGUUGAUGCAGCAGUGAAAGACAUGCCAAAUGACAGGGCACCCGUCUACAAGAUUAUAGCAAAAAUAAUGACUAAAAGGAUCAAGAAGGUAAUUGAGUGCUUAAUUGGGAAAGCACAAUCUGCAUUCAUAGAAGGGGGGAGCAUUGUGGAUAAUGUUCUGUUUAGCCAUGAGCUGUUUAAUGGUUACAACAGGAAAGGUCUAUCACCAAGAUGUAUUCUCAAGGAAGAUUUAAAAAAGGCAUAUGAUUCAUUGGAUUGGAAAUUGUUAAUAUAUAUGCUCACAGAUCUUGGAUUUCCACAGAAAUUUAUUGGGUGGAUCAUGGAGUGUGUGACAACAUAUUUGCAGAGGGAGAUGAGUACAUUGGCUGUGCAGAAGGAAUUCAGAUACCACCCAAAAUGCAAGAAGCUUGGAGUGACACACAUAUGCUUUGCUAACGAUCUGUUAAUGUUUUGCAGGGGUGACAAACAAUCAGUAAAUGCAUUGCAGAACACUUUAAAUAAGUUCUCAAACGCAUCAGGAUUGCAAGCAAGUGCAGAAAAGAGCUCAAUCUAUAUUGCAGGGAGGGCAGUAUACCCCAUUAAAUAUCUGGGAGUUCCAUUGUCUGCAAGGAAGCUAAACAUACACCAAUGCCUGCCUUUAGUUGAGAAGAUCACAGAGAGAGUCAGAUGCUGGUCAGCAAGGAUGCUUUCUUAUUCAGGAAGAGUUCAGCUUAUCAAAUCAGUCCUAUUUGGUGUACAAACAUAUUGGGCUCAAAUAUUCUUAAUCCCAAAGAAGAACAUGAAGAUGAUAGAGACUGUAUGCAGGACUUUUCUGUCGACUGGUUCAAAUGAAUUCUCCAGGAAAACAUUGCUUGCAUGGGACAAAAUAUGCCAACCAAAAUCAGCAGGUGGAUUGAAUGUGAUAAACAUGAGGAUAUGA